Messenger RNA from Pyricularia grisea, 225 nucleotides. RefSeq lists its product as uncharacterized. The annotation marks the transcript as partial. The transcript has a single exon. The record is from RefSeq and is a predicted model, not a curated record. Lineage: Eukaryota; Fungi; Ascomycota; Sordariomycetes; Magnaporthales; Pyriculariaceae.
AUGAACGAUCGCGCCGUUCAAGCUUGGGAGAACACCGGGGCGAUUGACCCGCAGCUGGCGUCUCUGUUGUACAAUGGACGAAUCCCCGCCGAAAUUCGCCUACUCAUUCUCAAGCUCGCGCUCACAGACACUGUCGAUCAGGCAGUCACGACGAGUCACGAUUGUCGAAUGAAACAGUGCCACGAGGUCGAUCAAAAUCCAGACCUUGACGAUGGGGAGAGUGAU